AUGUCUACAAUAUCUGGUAUUUGUGCAGCAGAAGGGUUUUUGAGCGACUUCCAAACGUUCUUAGAAAACACAGAUAUUUUUGCUAUGAAAAUCUCUAUUUUUCAAGAAUCCCUAAUAAAAAACAACUAUAUUUCAAGAUCUAAUGAUUUUUGCAAAAAUUUGGAAUCCGUACGGUCUGUUUUAAAUGACAUAGAACCAGCGUAUGUUUUAUGUAAGUUUCAAGAUAUGGACCCUAUGAAAAUGCUUUUGAUAUAUUAUGUUCCAGAAAAUGCAAAAAUUCGUGACAAAAUGAUUUAUGCAUCUACACGCCAUACAUUAGUCAAAUCAUUAGGCUCAAAUAAAAUUUUAAAAAACGUUUUUGCAAGCAACAAAGAGGAAAUAAGUAAGAAGUUGUUUGAAGAACAAUUAGAGGUACAGGUGAGAGAAAAUUUGUUGUCAGAUAAAGAAAAAGAUCUUCAAAAUGCAAAAAAUUCCCAAGAAUAUAUAUCAGAUUGCUUUUUUCAAAGACGACACAUAAACGACAAACUUUUCUUAAAUAUUAGCGAAGCAGCAAAGACUUGUAUUAAAAAACUCUCAGAAAGUACUAAGGAAUUUAAUUUUGUACAACUGGCCAAUGAUCCUUCUACUGAAAUAUUAAAUCUGGAAAUGACAACACUGGUAGAACCAGAUAAUAUUCAGCAUGUUAUAUCAUCAGCAUCACCACGUUAUUCUAUUUAUUCAUGGAAACACACUUAUAACGAUUCUACAGUAAUUUCUAAUAUGUUUAUUUAUACUUGUCCAAAAGCAUCUACCAUUAAAGAACGUAUGCUUUAUAGUUCAACGUGUUUAUUAGCUUUAUCAACAGUUAAGCAAUGGAUUCAUAUUGAUAAGAAAAUUGAAACAGACGAUCUUAUUGAUAUCAAUAAAACAAUGCUUUAUUCAAUUCUUCAUCCAUCUAUAGAAAAAAAAGAAAAAUCAUUCUUAAAACCUAAACGUCCUGGUAAAUAG
This is a messenger RNA of Pneumocystis jirovecii RU7, 987 nucleotides long. RefSeq lists its product as uncharacterized. Gene Ontology annotation, biological process: barbed-end actin filament capping; actin filament depolymerization. NCBI's taxonomy places the organism in Eukaryota, Fungi, Ascomycota, Pneumocystomycetes, Pneumocystales, Pneumocystaceae. Gene Ontology annotation, cellular component: cytoplasm; actin filament. The record is from RefSeq and is a predicted model, not a curated record. The coding region runs from base 1 to 987 and encodes 328 amino acids. Gene Ontology annotation, molecular function: actin monomer binding; actin filament binding. The transcript is spliced from 7 exons.